AUGGCCUCGGAUCGGGAUGUGCUGCCAGACAACGUCAAGCCGACCAACUACAAUAUCUCCCUCUUCGACCUCCAGACCUCCGCACCAUGGACCUACCAAGGCAAGGUCGAUCUCGACCUCCAAAUCAACAAGCCCACCACGAGCGUGAUCCUCAACACCCACCAGCUCAAACUCCACUCGGCCUCAAUUACGGUAGAAAGCGGCAAGCAUGGCUCCGCAAUCAAGAGCAGCGACAUCUCCUACGACACCAAGAACCAACGCUGCACCAUCUCGUUCGACCAAGAGCUGCCCCAGGCGAAGAAGGCCGUGCUGUCAAUCGAGUUUGAGGGGACGAUGAACAACCACAUGGCAGGCUUCUACCGGUCAAAGUACAAGCCCGCUGUUGAGCCUGCGAAGGGCGUGGCCAAAGAUGAAGACGGCCACUACAUGUUCUCCACCCAAUUCGAGAGCUCAGACGCCCGUCGCGCCUUCCCCUGCUUUGACGAGCCCAACCUCAAAGCCACGUUCGACUUCAGCAUAGAGAUUCCAGACGACCUUUGUGCGCUGAGCAACAUGCCGGAGAAGGAGACUCGCAAGAGCAAAGACGGUCAUAAGAUCGUUUCUUUUGAAAAGUCGCCGGUCAUGUCGACGUACCUGCUGGCCUGGGGCUUUGGCGACUUCGAGUAUGUUGAGGACUUCACGAGGCGCAAGUAUAAUGGCAAGGCUCUGCCGGUGCGAGUGUACACGACACGAGGGUUGAAGCAGCAGGGGAUGCUGGCUCUUGAAAGUGCACAUCAGAUCGUUGAUUACUUCUCAGAGAUCUUCGGGAUAGACUACCCGCUGCCCAAGGUCGACUUGCUGGCUGUUCAUGAAUUUUCACACGGCGCCAUGGAGAACUGGGGUCUCAUCACCUACCGUACCACCGCUGUCCUCUUCGACGAGUAUGCUUCCGAUCAGAAGUACCGCAAUCGCGUGGUAUAUGUUGUCGCACACGAGCUUGCCCACCAGUGGUUCGGCAACCUCGUCACGAUGGACUGGUGGAAUGAACUCUGGCUCAACGAGGGCUUCGCAACUUGGGUCGGCUGGUACGCUGUCGAUCACCUUCAUCCGGACUGGAACGUUUGGGGACAAUUCGUUACAGAAAGCAUGCAGAUGGCCUUCCAGCUCGACUCGCUACGAACAAGCCAUCCAAUCGAAGUGCCUGUACGGAAUGCACUCGAGGUGGACCAGAUCUUUGACCACAUCUCGUAUCUGAAAGGCAGCUCCGUCAUCCGCAUGCUGGCGAGUCAUUUGGGUGUUGAGACGUUCUUAAAGGGUGUGUCGGACUACCUGAAGGCGCAUACGUACGGCAAUGCGAAGACGAACGAUCUUUGGGCGGCCCUGAGCAAGGCCUCUGGCAUGGAUGUGACGACUUUCAUGGACCCAUGGAUCCAGAAGAUCGGCUUCCCUGUUGUUACCGUGGCUGAAGAACCUGGCCAGAUCAGCGUCAAGCAGUCCCGUUUCUUGACUUCUGGUGAAGUGAAGCCUGAUGAGGACCAGACGGUGUGGUGGAUUCCGAUGGGUCUGAAGACUGGCGCACAAGCAACUGAUGCGAAGCGCGAGGCUCUUACCGAGAAGGAAGAUACCUACCGAGACAUCGAUACGAGCUUCUACAAACUCAACGCAGACCAGACAGGCUUCUACCGCACCAACAUGCCGCCGCAGCGACUCGUGCAGCUCAGCAAAUCGCUGGACAAGCUUUCCGUGACGGACAAGAUUGGUCUGAUCGGCGAUGCUGGAGCCAUGGCUACUGCUGGCGAAGGUACUACAACGGGUUUGCUCUCUUUCCUGGAAGCCUUUCCGGCUGAGGACAACUACUUGGUGUGGUCUGAAGUUCUGUCAAGUCUGGCCAAAGUCCGCUCGACGUUCUCCUCCGACGAGCAGGUGUCCGAAGGUCUUCGCAAGUAUUCCUUGAAGCUCACCACAGAUGCAGUUGAGAAGAUUGGCUGGGACUUCCAAGCCAAGGACGACUACCUGACCGGCCAGCUGCGCGCAUUGCUCCUCUCCUCAGCUGGUCUCGCCGGCCACGAGAAGACCGUCGCCGAAGCCCAGAAGCGCUUCAAAUCGUUCAUGGACGGCGACAAGAAGGCCAUUCACCCUUCGCUCCGCGCAGCAGUCUUCAAGAUCGCCAUCAAAAACGGUGGCAAGGAAGCCUACCAAGCGGUACAAAACGAAUACCUUACCACCACCUCGGUCGACGGCAAAGAGAUCACCCUGCAAUCUAUGGGUCAGGUCCAAACGCCCGAGCUCGCACGCGACUAUCUCGACUUCGGUUUCGCGAAGGUCGCUACACAAGACCUGCACUCCGUCGGCAUGAGCUUAUCCAACAACGCCAAAACCCGCCUCACAGUCUGGGAGUACACGAAGGCCAACUGGCCGAUGAUCCGCGAGCGCAUGGGCGGCAACAUGGUCGUGCUGGAGCGUUUCCUGCGCACGUGUCUGCAGAAGCAUGCGAGUUUCGAGGUGGAGAAAGAUAUUGAGUCGUUCUUUAAGGAUAAGGAUAAUGAGGGGUAUGAUCGGGGUUUGGCGGUGGUUAGUGAUACGAUUAAGGGGAAUGCGCGGUAUAGGGAGAGGGAUUUGGAGGUUGUGCGGGAGUGGUUGGGGGCGAAUGGGUAUGUGAAAUGA
This is a messenger RNA of Saxophila tyrrhenica, 2643 nucleotides long. RefSeq lists its product as uncharacterized. The coding region runs from base 1 to 2643 and encodes 880 amino acids. Gene Ontology annotation, biological process: peptide catabolic process; proteolysis. NCBI's taxonomy places the organism in Eukaryota, Fungi, Ascomycota, Dothideomycetes, Mycosphaerellales, Extremaceae. Gene Ontology annotation, cellular component: cytoplasm. The transcript has 5 exons. The record is from RefSeq and is a predicted model, not a curated record. Gene Ontology annotation, molecular function: peptide binding; zinc ion binding; metalloaminopeptidase activity.